AUGCGCCCCGCCCUCGUCGUCCUCUCGCUCGCAGCCCUCGCCUCGCAGGCCCUCGCGCAGUCCGUCCCGCCGCCACCGGCAGAGUCGACCGGCUGCGUCCUCCACAACGACCACUACCACUGCGACGGCCCCGCAGCGGGUGUUGCGAGCGCGAGCGCGACUCCGACCGUGUCUGUCCCGCCGCCGCCGGCCGGCUCGUCGGGUUGCGUGCUCCACGUUGACCACUACCACUGCGACGGCGGCAACUCGACCGCGCACGACGACCACGAUGGCCACGAUGACCACGACCACGCGGCCGAGACAACGACCGUCCCCGCCGCUGCCUCCGGCGCGUCGGCUUCCGCCUCCAAGUCGGUGCCCCCUCCCCCCGCCGAGUCGACCGGCUGCGUGCUCCACAACGACCACUACCACUGUGAUGGCCCCGCGUCUGGCGCCGCCUCCGGAUCGGGCACCGGCUCCGCCGCUGCCGGUGCUGCGUCGCCUUCGGCGUCGGCACCCUCCGCUUCGGCUUCGGCGAGCAACAAGCCUUCGCUCGGGUACGCGACCGCGUCGCAGUCGAUCGUGGCGCUCGGUGUUGCCGCCCUCGGCGCCUUCGUCGCCCUCUAG
This is a messenger RNA of Vanrija pseudolonga, 606 nucleotides long. RefSeq lists its product as uncharacterized. The coding region runs from base 1 to 606 and encodes 201 amino acids. The record is from RefSeq and is a predicted model, not a curated record. The transcript has a single exon. NCBI's taxonomy places the organism in Eukaryota, Fungi, Basidiomycota, Tremellomycetes, Trichosporonales, Trichosporonaceae.